AUGAUUAUCCGGAGACCAAGAAUGAUUAAAUUUCAAAGAUCUAUACCUUUGUAUAUAGUACUCCUUUUAUUUGCAAUUGCUUUAUCUUACUAUAUUUUAAUUGGAGUUUACACUGUAAUUGAACCUGAUAUGAAUAUUACUAAGAAAACAUCACAACAAAUUGUAUUUAUUGGAGGUUAUCCAAGAAGUGGCACUACUCUUAUGCGUGUCUUGCUAGAUGUACAUCCAAUGAUUCGAUGCGGUCCUGAAACUAGAGUAAUACCCAAAAUCCUCAACUUACGAGGUCAAUGGGGUAGAGGAAAAGAAAGUGAACGACUUACAGCUGCUGGUCUAUAUCCCGUUGCAGUCGAUUCUGCUGUACGAUCAUUUAUAUUAUCUUUAAUCCAAAAUGCUGGAGAAAAUGCACUUGUUCUGUGUAAUAAAGAUCCACUAUCAUUUAUUUACCUUGAAUAUUUGGCGGAAAUAUUUCCUGAGGCAAAAUUCAUCCACAUGGUACGUGAUGGGCGUGCUGUGAUUAAUUCACUAGUAAAACGACAUGUUACCAUCAAAGGAGCACCUGAACCUAUAGAUGAAAAAUUUUUGCAUGGGAAAACCGAAGAAGUUCUGGGUGAACUGUUUGAAUUUCUCGAAUUACCAUGGGAUCCAAUCGUUCUUCACCAUCAAACGGCUAUGGGUCAAAGCUCUCUAAGCAAACUCGAACCGAGUACUUCACAGGUUGUUCAUCCAAUACACUUGGCUUCACUAACUUCAUGGGCUUCAAGCGAUUCAGUGUUGCCCGAAUCUUUCAUCUCAUCAAUACACCGAGAAAGUGAUAUACUGAAAACACUUGGUUACGCUGAUUUGGGUGUACCACCACAUUACGGUACUCCAGAAAACCAGGUGGUCAAUAUAACUAGUUACCUUAUCAGUGAUCCACAAUUUAGACAGAUAUUCUAACUUCAUAUUUCCCAUGUGAUAAUUUACUUUUGUUGUCAACAUUGUUUUGUGUAAAUUGUGUGAUACUUGUAAGUUAUCUGUGCGUAUUGUUCU
Schistosoma mattheei is the source of this 1029-nucleotide messenger RNA. Lineage: Eukaryota; Metazoa; Platyhelminthes; Trematoda; Strigeidida; Schistosomatidae. The record is from the annotation of a GenBank genome assembly.